Molecule: messenger RNA, 2961 nt
Organism: Linum trigynum
Lineage: Eukaryota; Viridiplantae; Streptophyta; Magnoliopsida; Malpighiales; Linaceae
Source: the annotation of a GenBank genome assembly
CCCUUUUUAAAUUGAAUUAAUUAGAGCCAUUGGAUUUAAAUGAGGCUCAAAGGCUGAGAUUGACUUACUCAUGUGACUAAGGGACCCCCCUUAGUCACCUGAUCUUAGCCCUGGAGGAAGACCACCAGAAACAUGAGGUUAUGGCGUUGAUCCGAUUUGAGGGAUUAAGCGCUCAAUCCCGUCAUUUCUAGGAUUUGCUAGUGCGUCAGCUUAUAUUGAUUGGGAGAGGAAGGUGAUUAUGUUUUUCUAGUGCAAUCCUGACCCAAAGCAUCAGAAAAUUCUUGUAGCCACCUAUGAGCUUAUAGAUUAUGCAGCAGUUUGGUGGGAAUAGGUUCAGCUUCGACAAAGAAGGAAUAUGCAACCUGCUGUUUCUAUUUGGGAGGAACUCAGAGGCUUGAUGCGUGAUCGGUUCGUGCCUCCUUUUUAUUAAAGAUAUCUUCAUGAUGCCUUGUAGAGAAUUCGGCAAGAAGCACGAUCAAUUGAUGAAUAUUUCAACGAGCUGGAGCUGCUAUUGAUGAAAGCAGAGGUGAGGAAGAACAAGGAACGCACGAUUGCUAGUUUCCUACAUGGCUCAACGGGAAGAUCAAGCACGAAUUUUAGCUUUGUCCGUUUGUGGAGUUGGAUGAAGUGGUUCAUUUGGCUAUGUAGGUAGAGAGGCAACAGAAGGUGAACUCGGGAAGAAGGUGCCCCCCUUCGCACAAACCUGUUGCAGAGAACAUUCUUGAGACUACUAUGAAUCACCCUAGGCAAGAAGGUGACAAGCCAGUUGCUAGGAACACAGUCCCAACCAUCCAAGCCAUAAAUGAAGGAUCGGCUAGAAGCAUCAAAUUCUUCAAGUGCUUUGGACGAGGUCACAAAGCAACAUAUGCCCCAACAAGAAGACUCUAGUUCUGGGAGAUGGAGAAUACUUUGCUGAGGAGGAGGAGGAGGAGGAGGAAGAGAAGCUGAUGGGGAUGGACAUCGAUUCUAAUGAUGAUGAUUGAUGAUCACAUCACUAUUGAAGCUCCGCGACAGAUUAGCUUCUUGGAGUAAACCGUAGAGCUUUAUAUAUUGAAGCUUGUAUAGAGAUAGAGCAGAGGGAUAAUCUUUUCUACUCUCAUUGCUUGGUUGACGAGCAGGUGUUAUCUGUGGUCAUCGAUGUUGGAAUUUGCACCAAUGUAUUUAGUCUAAAUGCAGUCAAGAAGCUGGGACUAAGUACGAUUAAGCACCCGCAGCCUUACAACCUUCAUUGAUUAAACGACUAUGGAGCUAUCAAAGUCAACAAGAAGGCUAAGGUUUGUUUUCAUAUCGGUGAUUAUGCAGAUGAAAUUUGAUUUGAUGUUCCUCAAAUGCAGGUUGUUCAUCUCUUAUUGGGUCAUCAAUGGCAAUAUGACCGAAUGGUUAUUCAUGAUGGAAGGCACAAUAGCUACCAGUUCAAGAAAGGAGAUCAGAAGUUUCUGCUGAAUCCACUAUCACCAGCUGAAGUCCGAGCCGAUCAACAACAUAUGGAGCUGAAUUGCACAAGGGAGACAGGAAAUGGAAGUGGUUCGAAAUCGGAAGGCGGAAGUGAACUCAUAUUUUGGCUCUAGGGCACAUGAUGACUGCGCUAAGGAGAACUUCAUUUGGAAAUUUUGUUGAUGUUAUCUCUUGCAGGAAGACACAAGCUUUAAGGGCAAAACUUCUCCAACGGGGAGGGACUGAUGUGAGCCCCAGCGUGACCAGCAGGGCGGAUGAGAAGGUCGAUCCUUGUCACCUGGUACAAAUCCCUGAUUGGGGAAGCACGCGAGGAACCAAGGAAGUGGACGGAGGAUCCCCGGGGAAGCAGGCAAUUCCCCGACCGAGGAAUGUGAGAGGCGACCGGGGAUUGAAGGCAGAAGGGCCCUCGGUCGAGUGAGCGAUAACCCCAGAUCGAGGAUCGGGCCUGGGCGGACAAAAGUAUCUUUUUCCUUGUUUGUUUUGGUUAUUUUAUCGGUUCUUUGAGCUUUAGGCUUGAGAAUUGUUCUCUGUAUCAAUCAAAUUUUCUCUUGAUUGUGAUCGAGAUUCUAUCUUUUUAUAAAUUUAGAGCCUUCUCUCAUCUUUGUGUUGAGAUUGCACUUUCAAUUCCACCAUAUCCCAAAACAAAAAUCCUAAAAUCCUUUAAUCAUUACGGAUACCGGAUCCGUGCUCUUAUCAAUGUGUGUGCCCUUAAAUGUUGAUAAUGACAAGCGUGUCCUUCCAUUAUACUUGUGGUCAUCAAGUAUAAUGGUCAUCCGGUUCGGUAAACCCAAACCAAACCGAAUCAACCCGAACCGAAACUGAAAUAAUGUUAUUCGGUUCGGGAUUCGAAAGCCAAAACCCUUUGUUUCGGAAACCAGGGGUAUUCGACCAAAACCCCUUCUUCUCCAAAAUCGAAGCUUUCUAUACCUGAAUCGAAAAGAGAGACGAUGCUUGAAAACUCGAAGGUGAAAAUCAAACAGAAAAAUGACAUGCAUGCUUGGAUCUACAACCAUACUGACCUCUAACAUUCAAUACCCGCCUGUCGCUACGUUGUGUUCUGACUUCUACAUCAAUCGCCGUUGUCGCUGGAUCGUGAGACGGAGGAGAUACCACCGCAACACCACUGCUUUCUACUCGCCGGUCAGUCGCGAGACGGAGGAGAUACCACCGCAGCACCGCCGCUUUCUGCUCUGCAUCAACUGCGUUUGUUGGAGAGGGGAGAGAGAGAUAUUCGACCGAAAUGGGAAGACAGGGAGGGUUAGGGUAUAUGGGAGAGAGAGUGGUGGUUUAUAAAUGUUCGGGUUUGUGUGUUAAAACCGAACCGUAUUUAAUUCGGUUCAAAUUCGGUUGCCCUCAUUGACACUUUCGGGGAUCCGGUAUGCUCUGUUUCGGUUCGUUCUGAACCGAACCGAUGCCCACCCCUACUUGUGGUCAAUCCUUUGAAGAAGAAAAAAUAUCAUCAAAACAAAAUGUUCUUGAUAGCUAAAAUUAAUAUUAGCAUGGUGC